Molecule: messenger RNA, 11398 nt
Organism: Vitrella brassicaformis
Lineage: Eukaryota; Vitrellaceae
Source: the annotation of a GenBank genome assembly
AUCUACGUUCGCGUUAUGAAGGAGUCUCUGGGAGUCGUCAGAUGCCCGUGUGCUCACCGCCACCUUUUGGCGCUGCAUCGUCACGGGUUUCGGUCAGGCGAGAAGCAGUGAGGCGUACUACAUCGCCCAUCUAUCGCAGCGCAUCCCCGCGGCCUGCCGCCAGAUGCACCUGAUGGCCAUGCAGCCGCUGCACAGCCCAGCGGAACAAUGCAUCCUUCAUCGUGCGCCCCGACCCCCCAACCUCAUCAGCGCGACGAUCAUGCUCGUGCUUCUCCUUAUCAGCAGUAUGGUGGCUCUAUCAAUCGCCCAGGCGCCUCUCACGUGCGAGGCGGGGUGCCCCGCAGUGGCUGCUACAUCGGCCAACGACAGCAGCAGCAGCAGCAGCAGUAGCGGUAGCCGCUCCUCUGACUUUUAUGUGGUGCGUCGGGAGUGGCUGUCGCACCAUAUCGCGUCGUCCCUCUAUGCAGCGGUGGUCAGCCAGCACCUCAACCUGACUGUGGGGUGCGUCGGCCGCUCGUGGGAGGCCAGCCACAGCAAUGACGACGUGGGCGACAUGCGGAAGGGGUGCUACCAGGUGGAUGUGGAGGUGUGGCCGCAGCACGAGCAUGAGAGCGAGGAUGGCGACGCCGUCGGCACGCUGGACGGCGGGCAGGUCAGCUACCGCGGCACACGCGGGCUCUUCUUCCCCCGGGCACUCGCAAACCGUUUCCCAGAGCAGCACCUUGAGUACUGGCGGAUGCACGCCACCGCCAACAGUUCCUCUGCGGCACUUGGAUACUUCCAGACCACCACUGACCCGUCGUGCUGCGUCAGCAGCAGCAACGGCGGCAACGGGACUUCGGACAGCGAUGAGGGGGAGGUGAUGAGGGCUGAGUGUGAGUGCCAGGUGGUGUAUGCGUCGCCAUUCCUUGACCGUGGCGGCGAGCUGGGCCGCAUGCUGCGCGAGCUGGGGAUCCCUGCCUUUGUCGAGUAUGUGGGUGGCGGGGGCGGCAACGGGACGACCUUUGAGGAGGAGAUGGAGAGGCUACUGCUGGGGUGGGAGGAGGCAUUCAACCAGACAGCAGGUAAGGUACCUACUUACUGUCCAGAGAGAAGCAGCCACAGGCAUUCUUCCUUUCUCGCUGAUUUGGUUCGUUUGCUCCUCCCGCUUAGAUGCCGGGGACACUCUUCCCGCGGCCCCGCUGUUCGAGUACGUGUGGCCGGACCCCCUGACAGACCCUCUCACAUCCCCCCUACCGCUGCAGGAGCUGCUCCUCCCGCCCCCACCACCAUCAUGCGCAGACAAACUGGACCACCACCACCACCGACACGAGUUCCAAUCACGCGACGACGACCAGCAGGGAGAGGGAGAGGGAGAGGGAGGGAAGGGCGCCAACCCUCUCUGCUCAUACCAGGUGCGUCACACGAGAGAGAGAGAGGGAGAGCGCUAGCUGGAAGCGACCGCGUGGUUGUCUACAUCUGUGUCUGUGUCUGUGUCUGCGUGUCAGGUUCGCGUGUUGCGCAAGGAGGCUAGCGAGAUGCUGCUCCGGGAGUUCCCUGAGGCCAACUUUGUGUUGAACAAGAUGGCCCUCACGGCGGCAGACAUGCAGCUCCUCAUGAAGCGAGUCCACGGCCUCAUGGCGGCAGACGUCGAUGUCGAUCGCGACACGGCCGUCGACAGAAGCGUCAAGGAAUGGGUGGAUGCCCACCCGACGUAAGCAUGCACCACCUCCAUACCCACACAGGCGCCGUGCCCGAUAUCUCUCUAUCCCUCUCUCAUGUCAGGUUGGUGAGGUCGUGGCUGCCGUCGUCAUGCUCGUCGCAGGGGCUGGUGUUCAGCCCCCUGGACGCCUCUUGUCGCGCCGGCUGCCCUCUCGGCACGCAGCCAUGGGGCCUCCUGGAGUGCCGCGCCUGCCCGCCAGGCACUUACCGAGACGACAUCGAGCUGGCUGCAUGCCUGCCAUGCCCACCUGGUAACACUAACACACACACACACACACCGCUCACACCGCUCACACCCCUCACACCCCACACACCAUACCAUGCAACACCUGAUCCAUUAUGUGUUGUCUCAACAACAGGUACGUACCACAAUGCGUCGCUGUCCGAGCCGGCGUGUGCGCAGUGUCCGUUGGGGACGUUCAGCGUCGGCGAAGGGCAGGGCACCUGUGUGCAGUGCCGAGGCGGCCAGGGGCUCGCCUGCAACGAGAUGGCCGUCGGAGUCAGACCAGGAUAUCGUUUGCUGGAGCCGAUUCGCACACGGACGGGUGGCGAGGUGGCUCUGGUGGUGGCCCCCUGCCCCGUUAAGGAGGCGUGCCUGGCCUCGCAGUGGUGCGACGCAGACAGCAUCGACCAGGGCAUUUGCACCCCUUCUAAGGACCAGCUCCAGGCCACACAUGGCCAUGGGACGGAGCACAGGAUGGUGGAUGUACCCAAGCUGGACGACCAGUUCCAAGCGUAAGAACACACACACACACACACACGCACAUGGAUCGACCAGGUCAGGCCAAGUGCGCCUGAAUGUGUGUGUGUUGUGGGUCGAUACGUGUCUGUCAGGUGUGCUGAGCAUUACAGGGGCAAUCUGUGCAGCUCCUGCUCGGAUGGCUCCACCCGUCUGCUGCAGGGGCAGUGCGUGGCGUGCGCAGAGCUGCUCGGGAGGUGGGACCACGUUCUCAUAUCGGUCAGACCGACUCACCCAGACAGACCGACAGACAGCCCGCCGCAAUGCCUUCGCAAGUGUGGGCUUCUUCCUUCCAUGUGUGUGCAGGUGAGUGUGGUGAUCUUUCUGGUGCUGUGUCUGUGCUUCGUCUUCAUCAACCUACGCAAGAACCGCGGCAACCAAAUCAACGGGGCCCUGGGAAAGGUGUGUGUGCAUGUAUGUGCACAGUGACCUCACUCGCCCACAAAACGUCAAUUCCUGUGUGUGUGUGUGUGUGUGUGCGUGUGUGUGUGUGUUGCGUCACCUGUCAGAUCUUCCUCAACUACCUGCACCUGGUGAGCUUGGCGUUCUCUGCAGCUGCCUUCGACUUCGGUGCGCUCUUCCCUUCCUACGUGGACGCGGCUCGCAUCGCCGGCAACGCCACACUACAGCCGGACAGAAUGCUCUACCUCGGUACGGCCACCCCUCCACACACCCCCACACCCCCACCCACACCCACACACCCACACACACAGAGCACUCUCUCUUGUUCUCUGUUUCCUCUGUGUGUUGGCCAGGGUGUCUGUUUCAGUACCUGGGCUACGAGCCACAGGUUCUGCCGCAGAUCAACCUGGUCAUCGCCUUCGUGGCGCCGUUCGUCAUUACGGGUGUGGCCAACGUCGUGGCCUACUGCUGCCCGGGCGAUGACGCUGACGAGGACGACGCCGCCGGCCACAAGAAGGAGGACUACAGGCAGCCGAUGACGCCGCCCGGUGUCGUGCCGCCCAAGGACGACUCGUUCCACCAGCCGUCGACCUCCCUGACCAAUGUCAACACCAGCCACGGCUCGUCCGUCAACAACCCGCCAUCGACCAACCGCAAUCCGGACGACGUCCCGACCAGCCAGGAGGACGGCAACCUCACACACACCAAAGACGUACGUUAGUGAGAAGGAAUAUUUCUCACCCACACAGCACAGCCCCAAUCACCUCUCUCUGUGUCCUUCAUUCUUUCCUUGGGUCAUGCAGACUGAGGCCCAGCCCGCCCUAGCCCCGCCAGCAGCCCCGGUGCGUGCGCCCCGUGGCGGUUUCCGCAAGUUCUCCCUGCAGGCCGUGCAGGCCCUCCAGGCCGUUGCCAGUCCCCCUGCCAAAGUAGGCUCCCCCGGGUCGCCCCCGAUGUCGCCCGGGGGUGGGGAGAACCCCGACCAGCCGGCGCACGUGCGGCGGGGCGGUCGGAAGGCAAGCGUGAGGGGGUGGCAGGGCGAGAACCUCUUCAGGCCGGGGAUCGAGGUCGACUCGGUCAUGACCAACGCCACUGAUGUGGUGAGCGACAGAGAAGAAGGCAUGGCGGGGCGGGAUGUGUGUGUGGUGUUGUGUGUCUGUGUUGUUCAGGCGUCUGUUGGUCUGGAGGUGGGGUAUGCGUCUCAGAUGAUGGCUGACCUGGACUUCGACGGGCUGCGUUCGUCGCUGGUGAGCUCCUCCCGGCCCAACUACGACAGCAACACAUUCGUCGACUCCACGCCACUCGGAUUUCCUGCCAAGCCCAAGGUGCGGUGCCCUUCACACCUUCACACGCACACACGUGUGUGUGCAUCGUCUCAUGCGAAUCUCACCCAUCAGGAGGAAGACUCCCCCCCUCCCUCUCCCCCUCCCUCUCCCCCAAGCCAACAGGGCGGUGUGGACCUCGCGAAGCUCCGAAGAGCCAUUGAGACCCGCAAGACCCGGCAGCAGCUGGAGGUGCAGACGUCUGAGGAGCAUGACGCCACCACCAUCGUCACCAGCGGCGGUGAUCCCGCUUCCACCCCGGGGGGGCAGGAGAGAGACAGCCUUCAGGACGUUACCUCAUCCAAACAGUCGGCAGCGGCGACGGCAGCCACUGGAACCACUACCCCCACCGGUAGGUAGACAAACACACCACCCACCCAACAUCCACACCCACCAAUGGUCGAUGGACAUCCGUCCGUCAUUUUGUGUGCGAUCGAUGUUGCCUGCUGAAACAGGGAGUGCCAGCCAUUCUUAUGGCUUCGGCUCGAGCGACAGCGUGUCUCGGAAGCCGCCUCCCCGUAUAGUGGAGGAGGUGGGUGAGCACAUGGCCGAGAUGCCCCCGCAGGAGCGCAGCUGGAUCAAGCGCGUGGGCGACCAGAACAAGAUGUUCCUCGAGAAGUCGCACGAAAACGCAGCCAUGAUGGCCAAGGCGCUGAAGAAGGGAAUCGGUGAGUGAGAAACAGACAGAGGGAAGGAGAGAGAGAGGGAGGGAGCUGGCAUCUCCGUCUGUGUAUGUUAUCGAUGUCAGUGUGGUCGAUCGGUUUGAGUAUCCGAGUGACGAUGCGGCUGAUAGCCCUGACGACACUAGAUCUGUUCGCCAACCGCAUCGCCAUGAUUCUCAUGCUCAUCUUCCACCCCGUCAUCAUCAAAACGUCCGCAGCCCUCCCCCAAACCCCAACUCACACCCCUUCUCCGCUUAUCCAUUCUCUCUCUCUGUGUGUGUGCGUGUGUCGGUGGUGGGACAGGUAUCUGGACAGCAUCAGCUGUGUGGAGCUGCUGCCCGAGGGCACGGCGAGCCUCGCCCCCGACGCCAACCGGUGGUUCAUGAAGACCAACCUCGACAGAAUCUGCCCCAUGGCAUCUGGGGUAAGCCGAGAGAGGGACGAUAUCCACCACGCAGCACGCGACACGGAGGGAUCCAUGCGUGUGGGUGGGUGUGCAGGUGUUUGAGUGGGACUUUUGGCUGGCGAGUGCUGGUCUGCUGAUAUGGGGCAUCCUGUUCCCCCUGUUUGGCUUUAUUCUCAUCGGCGUCAGGCAGGAGGCAAUCCUCAUUCACGCGGAAGGUGCGUCAGCCCAUCCAUCCAUCCAUCCGCCAUUCGCCCCCCUGAACCAACACACACACACCCGCCACCCCACCUGCUGUGUGUGUGGUUGUGUCAGAGCGAGCCCGGUUCGGCUUUAUGAUCAACGGUUAUCGAGAGGACUUUUAUCACUGGGAGUGUGUCCAGCUGCUCAGGAAAGUCAUACUACUCGUCUGCCUCGGUGAGGGGGUGGGUGGGUCUGUCUGGCGUGCACUGGCUGCACGCAGGACGCAAGACGGGCUGGGCUGGGCUGGGCUGGCUCGUUUGACUGACUCCGAUCUGCGGGUGUGGUGUGUAUGUGUUGUGUGUUCUGUGUUUGCCGCCUCUGUGUCUGUCUGCUAUUUCAGCCUUGCCGUAUGGCAAUGAGUUUCGGGCUUUUUGGAUGCUCGUGUUUGGAGUGGUCUUCCUCUCGUUUCAGCUCGUCUUCCAGCCAUAUGGUCAGUCCCCUCCCUCCCUCCCUCUCGCCAUCACACAAAGAGACGGAUGGCACGCUCACUCGUCUGUAUGUGCGGUGUGUGUGUGUGUGUGUGUCUGUGUGUGUAUUGUAGAUGACCGGCACCACAACAUGUUUAACCGUCUGGAGCAGUGGUCUCUCGUCAACUUUGUGGUCACCCUCUUCGCCGCCAUCUUCUGGAGCCUCCGGGCCUUCAGCGACACCUACGACGCCGACGCGCUCAACCAGGGGGUCAGCCACACCACACCAGCCAUGGAGCCGCAAUGGCUCACGCGGAGUGCAUGAUCCACGUGUGUGUGUGUGUGUGUGUUGGUUGGUGUGUGAUAACUGUCAGUUUGAAGCCUUGGGUGGCGGCGCCACUCCGUCAUCGACGAUAGCUGCGCAGAUCAUCCUGGCGCUGGUGACGUUUCUGCAGACCUUUUUCAUGGCCUUCUUCGCGUGGGCCUUCCUCAGAACCAAUAUCACACCGCUCAGGUAGGUUAGCUACCUGGUCUGGUAUCCUGUCAGCCCUUUCCCCCCUACACACACACACACAACCCUCUCUCUCUCUCUGUGUGGGUCUCAGGGAGUGGCGCUCGCUGGGCGGUCGGCUGUGCCACAAGAUGGAGAUGACUGAGGAAGGCUUCUUGAAGAUCCAGGACCUCAAGCUCUGGGAGAAGAGACAAUUCGCAAAGGCCAUCGCCAACGCCGUCGUGCAGGUACCCUCACCCUCUCCCUCUCCCUCUCCCUCUCCCUCUCCCUCCCCCUCAUAUGCGCGUCUCUUUGUUGCCGUGACGUAUGGGUGUCUGUGUUGAUGCAGUUGGUGGGCCAUCCGAAGAUAGUGUGGUUCGACCCUGCCGACCUCCGGGACACCUUAAAGAGCGCCUUCCGCCGCCACCAGGAGUUUCCCCACGAGAGGCACGCCACAGGGCUGGGCAAACUGCUCGACAGGGUGCUCAACGCCAGAAACGAACGCUACGAGAGGUGGGUGCUCCUCGGCUCGGCACACACACGUGCCACACGCGUCGAUAUAUGGCGUCGUGUGUGGUGUGCAUCUCUCUCCCUCUGUGUGUGGUGUGUGUGGUGUGUUUGUGUGUUCAGCCGUCUCCGUUUUGUGGAGCAAGUUCGCAAGAAGUUUUCUUCCGCGAGUUUGCCGACGAGCAGCGCGUCCUCUUGGGGCGGCUGCUGGGGCUCCUGCGCCACUCGGUGGCGGCUGUGUUGGCAGGGGGCACUCAAAUGCAUCACCUGCAAGACCUAUGGCAAGGACCGAGCCGGCAGCAACGGUGAGGGAGGGAGGGCGAGAGGGAUACCAUGGCUGGCCGCACUGUGUGGUCUGUGUGGUUGUUGCCAGCAGAUUCCCCCCACCACUUGACGAACAGCCAGACCCUCAAGAGCCUCUACAAGUCCUACGUGUCGGGCCGCUCCGACACCUCCCUGCCGCAGGACCUCGCCGUGCAAAUCGAGACCGACCCCGAGGACGACCCACACAGGCCAAUCCUCAGACACCUCUUCAUGUGUGACCGGUGCGUCUGCAGGCCUCUGCCUCCGCCCUCCCUCGCAGCACACCUGCCUUUGCACCCUCGUGUGUGUGUGUGUGUUUGUGUGUGUGCAGAUGUCGGACGAUCCGCCGAGGAAUCAGCUUUGUGUGCAGCAUGCCCGACUGCGGCUACCGUGUGUGCCGCACCUGCAUGCCCACCCUGUGGAGCGACUGGACCGACAAACGCACCGACAGCAACGACACUGUGGGAGGGGACUUCCCGCGGGAGCUCGACGGCCGCGAGCCACACGUCCACAUCACGCAGAACCACCACCCCACCAUGUACGUCUGUCUGUGUCCAGUGCGGCGCGGUGCGGUGGGGUGCGUUCAAUUUAAGCUGAUUGGUGUCUGUCUGUGCAUGUGCCACAGGUUGGUGUUGGAGCGUCAGUCUGAGCUUGGCAUGACUGUCGAGGAGCUGCAGAGACGACUGUGGGAGGUCCCAACCAGAAAGAAAAAACUCAAGGUGGGUAGGGGACGUCCCACCGACCCAUCCACCUAUGCAUGGCUCUCUCCCUGUGAGGGUGUUUCUGACGUGCAGAACCAGCAGGAGGCCGAGCCUCGUUUCCGUCGGAUCAGCCGCACCCGCACAGCUGACCUGACCGAGGCCGGGCUGAGGUACCAGUACACUGUCACGCCUUUGCCCCCGCCCAUCCCCCGCGAAGAGCGGCAUCAGCAGCAAGCCACCAGCACCAACCUCAAGCACAAGACCACCAAACUCACCACCCACAGAGCGGCGUCCAUCCGGCACAAGCCGACACGUCAGGCCAGCGACGAGACGGUGGACCACCAUUCCACCGCCCACAACGGUCACGCCGCGGGGGGGCCGCCGACGAUAACCAUCUCCCAGGUCAACAACGCCAUCAGCAACAUCACCAAUAACAAUAAUGACAGCACCAACGGCAACAACCUAUAUGUGGCGAGCCUGACGCGCCCGGCCAACAACCACCAGCCCAACAGUCAGGUCAACAUCUUCUCUCACCCCAACAUGUUCUCCCAGCCGCUGACCACCAAGGCCGGCCGCCCGGUGCCCGUGCCAGCCUCCAUCUGGCGGGAACAGCUGCGUGACCUUGAUGAAACCAUCCGGCAGGGCCUCCCUUUGUCACAACCCCCUCCCAUGUCGCUGGACUUGACCGCCGCCCCUCGCGGCAACGUCAACUCGCUCAAGAACCUCCUGGCCCCGCCGAUGCGCGAGAGGCCCGACAGACUCAUGGCCCGCAGAACCGAGAGGUGGGAGAGGGAGAGGGAGAGGGAGGUGCCCUCCCCCCGGCCCCUUCAGCUGGCCCUUGCAAGUGGCCCCACACCUGCACCGUCUUUGCUGCCCGGUGGUGGUGAGGAGCCUUCGUCUUCUAUCGACCCUCGGAUGGCCGACAUGUUUGCGCAGAUCCAGAUCCAGCACCACAGCCACGUCUCCCGGGACAGCGUCGACAGCCGCCGGUCGUCGCACCGCUCGACGCACAGGACGUCCAGCAAGGGCCCCGGGGAGAACUCCAACCUCUCCCAGCCGUCGUCCAUUCCCUCACGGCCGCCGUCCCCCUCGGCCAGCAGCCGGGGCGGCCCCCCGAGUGACAUUGACAACGACACGACCGACAGGGACAUCAAGUCGACGCCCGAGCCGUCGAUCCCCACCUCGUCGAUGGUCAUGGCCGGCCAGCUCCGGCCACACACCGGCGGCAAGUACAAGGUGCGCGCCGACGUCAGGAGGGAGCGGGAGGCCCUGCCGCCGGCCUUCCGCUUCACAGCCGAGGGGCCGCUUGGCGGGACGCCGUCAGCACCGCCGGCGCCCAUCCCCCCACACAUCCCCUCUGGCACCAUCGGCCCGCCUGCCACCAGCAGUGAGGGGCUGCCUACGCCCGACCCGCACGAGCGUCCGUCGGCCCCCGCCCACCGGCAGCACCGAAGGCAACCGCACUCCGGGAGGAGGAACCGUGGCUAUGUGCUGGACAUUCAGGAGGCCUAUGCCCUGCGCAUGGGGGCGGUGGAAGACGUCCACGGUGGCCCAGCUGAGGGUGGCGACGGUGGGGAUGGCGCUGACGACAUGAAUAUGGCGGAUGUGAUGGAGAGAGGUGUGGGUGUGGGUGAGGGUGAGGGCGGUGGGGCGUCCUCGGCAGACGGCGGUCUUGGGCUGGGUGCGGGUGUGAUGGCUGCGCACCACAUGGCGACCCCCGAGCUCAUAAUGCGCCAUUCCCAGCAGCGAGGUGAAAGGGGAUAGCUGAGCUGAGAGGCAACACCAUGCAAUGCACACCACCAGACAGUGAGUGGGCCUGCCUACCCAACAGCAUUUAGUCGACAGACACACAGAGAGACACUACACCCACUUGACGACUGCACUCAACUCUCGCCGUGACGCACCUGUCAUCUCUCUCUCCGCUCUCCCUCUCUCUGUCUGUCUGUUGUGUGUGUGCAGGAGGUAUAUGGUGCAUGCCGUGUGUGCAUUGGCAGGAGAUGAUGCGCCAGGCCGCCCUGCGACAAGCCGAUGACGGCCAGGACAGCGACGAGGAGUCCCAGUGGCUCAAGUCAGUCCCCGUCUGCGAGGCCUGCAUGCGCUCCCGCGCAAUGUCUUGAUUGAUUGACCUAACACCACCAGCCAGCCACCCUCCGUGUGUGGGACAUGUGUGUGUGUGCAUGUCUGUCUGAGUGUGUGUGGGCUUUAUAAAGGAGCGGGUGGUAGAGGGCGGGGGGUAAAAUGGAUAAGUGGCGGGCGGCGCGUUGUGUUGUGUCCACUGAUCUGUGCUGCGGUGGGGGGCGAUUGGGAGAUUGGGUGGAAAGUUGGUGUUUUGACGCUGAUGCCUUACUGGGUGGCACCUUGUCUUGAUCUCUAUGUGGUAUGGUGUUCUGUCUGUCUGUCUGUCUGUUGGCGUGAGUGAUGCAGCCCUUUUUUGAAUGCAUGCAGGAGCGCAUCCGUCUAUCUAUAUGUGUGUGUGUCUGUGCGCGCGUCAUGGCUUGUGGGGGGAUGGUGUGCGUACCUUUCCAUCGCAGCGAUGGACGGAUGGACGUCUGUGCAAUCUAUUCGCUUUUUGCGACCGACACAGACAGAGAGAGACAGAGAGAGAGAUCCGGUUGUCUUUUUGCUUGCGUGCUGCUCGUCUGUCUGUCUAUCUGUUUCUUCGGCAGGCAGGGCUUCUUGAUUGUUCUGUUGGUUCCUUUAUCCAUCUCCCUGUCUGGCGGCCGUGCCGUGCCGCUCGAUUUAACCUUGUCCUUGAUCGGUGUGGUGCCUGUCCGGCCGCUGUGUGUGCUGGAUUGGAUCAGCCUGGCUGGCUGGCUGGCUGGCUGGGUGUGUGCACACCGAAUGUCUGUCAGCGAAUGAGUUGAGUGGGACAGAUAGACAGACAGACAGACCAAUGGCUGGAAGCUCGAGGGAGGAGGGGGGAGAGGGGAGUGUCGUGGGUGGUGCGGUUGGUGCAUUGACCGCAUCCUCCAUGUGUGUAUGUGCUUUUUUCCGCAGACUGACUUGGUGUGCUGGUGGGUGGGUGGACGGUGGAUGACUGUGUGAGAGUGUGAGUGUGCGUGUGUGCGUGGACCCAAGUGAACCGCGCUUCUGGGCAGCUGCACUGUGCUAUGCUAUGCUGCUGCGUGUCGGUGUCUGUCUGAUGUGGUGUGUGGAUGUCUGGAGGGAACUGCGUGUGUGUGUGUGUGGGGUGGGCUUCUCUUCUGUCUCUGGCUGGCUGGCUGGCUGGCUGGCUGAGGGCGUUUGGUCAUGUCAUAGUAGGUGGGUGCGCACACACGGACACUGCCAUGAUUGAUGACAUACACACACAUCCGCAAUGGACACACACAUGCGUGUGCUGCCCUCCCCUCCCUCCAUCCUUCCCGUGCGUGGCUAACUAAGUACUUAAGCGAACAACUACUUGCCUGCCUGUAAGCCUGCCUCUCCAUCUAGCUGCCUGUGUGUCGGUGUCUGUGUGUGUGUGUUUGCGGUGGGGCGAACACAGUGACCGAAUCAGUGACGUCAAUGACAGUCCGUCAUUA